AUGUCCUUCUCGGAGACGGGCCGCUUUGAAGGAAGAACAGAAUGCAACGGCCCCUGUCUUGCUGAAGUUAAUGGCACGAAUGGACCGAAAGACCUCUCCUCCCCGUCUCCGUCUCUCUCGCCUUCCACAUGCGUCUUCGCUCGAGGAAGUGGUGAUGAGGAGGACGAUGAAGAUGCUAGAUUAGGUGAGUUCGAUCCACUGGGCUCAGAUGAUUACAUAAUCAGGAAUGAAGACUUUAUGGACCUUGAAGAACCACAUGAAUCGGCAGAAACCAUGGAAAACUUAUAUUCCGAAAGCGGACUUAAAGGAGAGGACUCAGGCAAUAGAGUUUUUGAUGGCAGCCUGGAUGCUAUGAUGCAGACAAUCGAUAUAACCACAUUCCUGCCUGGCGCCUUGUCCAGAUCGGAUGCUGCUGAGCUGUUGCUCCCACAACAACAGCAAAUAGGGGAUCCACUUGCUGCAAAGACCCCGCCUGUCUAUAACAAGCAACUGUCCAUGGAUCUGAACGAAAUCCUGUCCCAGGUCGGUGAUCGGGAUCUACUAGCACCAGACUUCAUUGAAUCGCUCAACAUGCCUGGAGCACUAUCUCCUGAUCUUGAGUGUCUGGACACAGAAAGUCUGCUAAAAGUAUAG
Messenger RNA from Dibothriocephalus latus, 633 nucleotides. NCBI's taxonomy places the organism in Eukaryota, Metazoa, Platyhelminthes, Cestoda, Diphyllobothriidea, Diphyllobothriidae. The record is from the annotation of a GenBank genome assembly.